AUGCCCGACACCUGCUAUGAUGGUCUUAAUAGACCUUACGAAUGCGACGACGACCACCGAGAGCUCAGUACAGCCGCCAAAGCGGGAUUGGGCGUCGGUAUCGCCGCGGCGGUACUCCUCAUUUUUGUUUGCUGCGCCAUGUGUCGUCGCAAGCGACUGCAACAGCAGCUGAUGGCGCCUCAACCCCCUAUCCUUCCCAUCGCUCAUGCGCCCGAACCGCCGCAUCUCGGAUCACGUGAUCGUGGCAACGGAAUGAUGGUGACCAGUGCCAGCCCCUACUUCGCGUCCAACCCAGCACCCAUCACGCCUUUCACCCCAUACCCCGCGCUUCCAGGAGCGAUAUACCGGCCGUCCGGGUGGACAGAGAGCGGAAAGCGUGGGGACGCUGUGAUUGAUUCCAGGGCGGCGCAUGCGCAUGGGUAUGAGUGGGAACAAGCGAGAGACAGAGGGACGAUAGCUGGGAGAGGGGAACAACAUGAUGCGCCUCCGGAGUACUCGUCCGACAUUAUUCGAGGUCUUGCAAUGGGGACUACUAUUUCCCAGCCCGCUUCAGUCUCUAGUGCAACGAGGGAGAAGCGAUACGAGUAUCGUCACUAG
This is a messenger RNA of Dioszegia hungarica, 597 nucleotides long. RefSeq lists its product as uncharacterized. Bases 1 to 597 code for a protein of 198 amino acids. NCBI's taxonomy places the organism in Eukaryota, Fungi, Basidiomycota, Tremellomycetes, Tremellales, Bulleribasidiaceae. The transcript is spliced from 4 exons. The record is from RefSeq and is a predicted model, not a curated record.